This is a messenger RNA of Tribolium castaneum (red flour beetle), 2582 nucleotides long. RefSeq names its product Delta[1]-pyrroline-5-carboxylate synthase (gene P5CS). Lineage: Eukaryota; Metazoa; Arthropoda; Insecta; Coleoptera; Tenebrionidae. The record is from RefSeq and is a predicted model, not a curated record. The transcript is spliced from 7 exons. Gene Ontology annotation, molecular function: glutamate 5-kinase activity; ATP binding; glutamate-5-semialdehyde dehydrogenase (NADP+) activity. Gene Ontology annotation, cellular component: mitochondrion; cytoplasm. Bases 90 to 2489 code for a protein of 799 amino acids.
CCGAAUUGUAUCAGGGUUAUCCUAAUCAGCGGAUUCCCUUCGACGAAAUAAGAAGACAUCGAUCAGUUGUCGGCUGAAUUUCACGCGAAAUGUUUAGUGCUAAUUUAAUUAAAAGCGGCCGUUUUGUGGCUUUCAACGGAGUCGGUUUCUUUAAGAUUCCGGGACAGAUUGCGGCCAAAAGACCCGACGCUUUAACACCUGUCAGGACCGCAGCCACAACGCCCGGCCUUUGGCUGCCCAAGCUCUCACAGGUCGUCAACGAGAAACGAGCUUUUCAAGAGAAAAAGCAGUCGACUUUCACCGAUCGAAGCCAACUAAAAUAUGCCAGAAGACUAGUGGUGAAAUUAGGAAGUGCUGUGAUUACUCGAGAAGAUGAACACGGACUAGCUUUGGGACGGCUCGCUUCAAUUGUAGAACAGGUUGCAGAAUGCCAGAACGAGGGCAGAGAGUGCAUUAUGGUGACAAGCGGUGCUGUGGCCUUUGGAAAACAGAAAUUGACCCAGGAAUUGCUCAUGUCUCUGUCGAUGAGGGAAACCCUCUCACCUACGGAUCACACAAGAGAGGAUGCUGGCACCCUUCUGGAGCCGCGUGCUGCAGCCGCCGUGGGCCAAUCAGGCCUUAUGUCCCUUUACGACGCCAUGUUCGCCCAAUACGGCGUGAAAAUCGCCCAAGUAUUAGUAACAAAACCCGACUUUUACAACGAGGAGACGCGUCGUAACCUCUUCAGCACCCUGUCGGAGCUGAUCAGCUUGAACAUCGUGCCCAUCAUCAACACCAACGAUGCCGUUUCGCCGCCUCCACAAGUCGACGAGCCGAUCGGAGGCAAAGGCGGCAAAAAGGGGAUCAGCAUCAAGGAUAACGACAGUUUGGCGGCGAUGCUUGCCGCCGAAGUCCAGUCAGAUCUCCUCAUUUUGAUGUCGGAUGUGGACGGAAUCUACAACAAGCCGCCAUGGGAGGAGGGAGCCAGAUUCCUCCACACUUUCACGUCGGAUCUCAGACAUACUAUUGAAUUCGGACAAAAGUCGAAGGUUGGGACCGGAGGAAUGGACUCGAAGGUGAAUGCCGCCACGUGGGCGCUGGAUCGAGGCGUUUCGGUGGUUAUCUGCAACGGGAUGCAGGAAAAAGCCAUCAAGACCAUCUUGUCGGGGAGGAAAGUUGGCACUUUCUUCACCGAUUCCAGCGUCGGGGGGUCUCUGCCCACGGAAAUCGUCGCCGAAAAUGCCCGCGCCGGCGGAAGGGAGCUGCAGAACUUAACCCCCGAUCAGCGGGCCUCUUGUGUUCACACUCUGGCCGAUCUCCUCGUCUCGAAGCAAUCGGAAAUCCUGGACGCCAACGCGAAAGAUUUAUCCGAAGCGACGAAAUCCGGUUUAGCGAAACCGCUUCUUUCCCGUUUGUCGCUCACGCCCGCCAAACUGCGCAACUUGUCGGUGGGUCUGAAACAGAUCGCUGAUUCCAGCCACCAGAACGUGGGUCGCGUCCUCAGGAGGACCAAACUGGCCGAUGGUCUAGACCUCACGCAGAUCACCGUUCCCAUUGGAGUCCUGCUUGUCAUCUUCGAGUCGCGACCGGACUCUUUGCCCCAAGUGGCCGCCUUGGCCAUCGCGUCCGCCAAUGGAUUGUUGCUCAAAGGUGGAAAGGAAGCGGCCCACAGCAAUAAGGCCCUCAUGGAACUCGUUAAGGAAGCGCUCGGGACGGUUGGGGCCACCAAUGCAAUUUCUCUCGUCUCCACUCGGGAAGAAAUCGGCGAUUUACUGUCGAUGGAGCAACACAUCGAUCUCAUCAUCCCUCGCGGUUCGAGCGAAUUAGUUCGAAGCAUUCAAUCGCAAAGUCAACAUAUCCCAGUGUUGGGCCAUGCCGAAGGCAUAUGUCAUGUGUACGUCGACAAAGACGCUGAUUUGAGCAAGGCUUUGAAGAUUAUUAGAGACGCGAAAUGCGAUUAUCCGGCGGCAUGCAACGCGAUGGAAACUCUCCUCAUCCAUGAAGAUCUGAUGCAAGGAGACUUCUUUUCCGACAUUUGCAAUAUGUUGAAACACGAAGGAGUCAAAAUCAAUGCAGGCCCCGUUCUCAACAAGCUCCUCACCUUCGGCCCACCUCUUGCCAAGACGAUGAAGCACGAGUAUGGGGCUUUGGAGUGCUGCAUUGAAGUCGUCAAAAGCAUGGACGAAGCGGUCAACCACAUCCACACCUAUGGAAGUGGACACACCGAAGUCAUUGUCACCGAAAAUUCCGAGAGUGCUCGAAACUUCCAACGGCGCGUUGACAGCGCCUGUGUGUUCCACAACGCCAGUUCGCGAUUUGCUGACGGUUUCCGGUUCGGUUUGGGGGCUGAGGUUGGCAUCAGCACUGCCAGGAUCCACGCUAGAGGUCCCGUAGGAGUCGAGGGACUUCUUACCACUAAAUGGGUGCUCUCAGGGAAUGGGCAUGCCGCUGCUGAUUUCGCCGAAGGGGGAUCAUGCACUUGGCUCCAUGAAAGUCUUCCAGUCAAUUAAAUUUAAUGUUUGUAAUAAUGUAUAUUUUUUGUAAAUACAAUCUGUUAAGUUUUAGAGUGUAAGCUUUUUGUAAAAAUAAAUUGUUGACAAAAA